UCAUGUUUUCUCACUCAGUCAAAUCAGAGGUCUGCUCUGCACCUGUGCGCUGUGAUGUUCUGCAGCUUAAUGAUCUCUGAUUGGCUCAGGUUGAUGGACACCAGGUGUAACUGAAGAUCCUGCUCGAUGGAGGUCUGGGAGACAAAGAAAGACUCCACGUACCUGAUGGAAACACAACCGAUGAUCACGUGACUGAUGACGAUUUAACUUUAUAACUUUAUGGACUUUAUUAAAAUAAAAGACUGAUAGUUCAGGGAGAAAACCAGACCUGGAAUAUCCGAGCUGUUUGCACGCAGAGAUCCCCAGAGCGUUGUUCCAGCCCUCUGAGCAGACCGUCCUCCAGACACCCCCUCUCUGGACCUGCAGGACCGAGUUCCCCCCACUCAGACGCACUGACACAGACAGACAGACAAACAGGCAGACCCACUUUAGAGAGACAGAAGUGAACAGAAGCUGACACUGAUUUUAAACAUGACAAAGCUUGAGCAUGAACUGUAGAAAAAUAAGCUCUUAAGUAUUGGUAUGCAGAAAGAACAUAGAUCUACUUAUACUAGAGUGAGCUGAUGGGAUCGAACACUUCUAUCUGUCAUAUUUCUAUACUGGCAGCAGGCUGUGAGGUCUUUCUCGGACCUCGUCCUCGGCCUUUACCAAUCAGCUGAUGGCGGACCAAAACAAGAUGUCAACAAUCGUUAAGCUGCCGGUCUCACAAGGUGAGUAGAUUUUAAAUCAUACGGUUUUUGUAUGUCGUAACUGAAAGUUUCAACUCUAUUACCUCCAAAUGAGACGAUCCAUGUUUUCAGAUUUAGUCCAAGAAAAAAACUGCAUCUUCGGUUCCCGAGUUUAUCAUUUACUCACCGCAGCCGAUCUCGUCGUCUCCGUUGUCGCAGUGAAUUACUCCGUCGCACUGAGCCGAGGCGCUGAUACACUGAGACGAAGAACCGCAACGAAACUUCCCCAUACAGCUCAGACCCACUGUGGACACAAACACAGACACACACAGAUCACACCCAGACCGAGUCUUAAAUUACAGAUUGUGUUUUCCAGAUAGAGCAAACAAACAAGGGAUUAAUGUCAUCAGAGGGAGUUACAUCCUCCUCAUUAGCUUUGUGUUCGAUUUCAGUGUUUGUUCGAUUAACACUAGCGUGACACCAGCUGAGAGUGUCCUGUGUCUAUGCUCUGACUGAUGUUGUUUGCAUCACUGUUAAUUUUCGUCUGCUUCAUAACCCACUGAAAACUCCUAACUGGAGCUUUAAUCGUACUGUAUUUACUUUUAAAGUUAGAGAUCAGGAACUAAACUCCCAGAGUCAAACCCUGACAGAUGUCACCAUACCUUCCUCUAUGUCAGGUCUAUUUUUGAUGAACCACGGUCACAGAUAAUCCUCUGUACUAUCUACACUAACCUAGUAGGGCUGCACAAUUUUGGCCUAAAAUAAAAUCACAUUUUCUUUCUCUGAAAAGUCAAUUUUCGAUUUUUUUAUUUAGUGACAACUUCACUUUAAUAAUCGUUUUUUCUAUCAUCUCCCAAAACCAAACCACUGACAACGAUGUAGUGCAUACGCCAAGCCAGUGGGUAGUGCUGUAACGCUGCUGAGGAAAUACACAAAAGACAGAAGAAGAGUAAAGAGCAUGUGUAUACAGGUUGUUUUGGCCGGACAAACGCAGGCACCAAAAAAGAGUUACGCUGUGUCACAUAUUCGUUUCCAGAUAAAACGUUGUUUCCAUGUGGAUGAAACGCUGAAACAACAAAAACUUUUGCGUUUCCUCCUGAAUUUGUUUCCACGUGCACAGGUUGAUACCGCCUUCAGACAGACUUUACAGCGGGGAGUGGUUUGCUCUUCAUCUGAAACUGUGAAGCCGUACCAAUUCAACACGACUGACUCGCUCUUGUUCUAUUUAACCACGAAAUUAUCGCCUUCUUUUGUAAACGCCAUGUUUGUUUACACUGGUGUGUGUGGGAACUGAGGAGCCUACGGAGCCUCCCCUACGCCUGGAGGCGGGAGAGAUGAUAGAAGAGAGGAGAAAUCGAUUUGAUGAUUUAAAUUUUUUCAACAUUGUCAUCAUCAAAUAAUCCAAUUAGGAUUAAAAAUCGAUUCAUCGUUCAGCCCUACAACCUAGUCAGCGUCUAUUUAACUGAUAAAGUCGACCAGUUCAUGAAACCAUCUGAACCUCUGAUGCUGAGAGCAGUGAUCUGCUAUCACCACGGCAACAUUUGAUACCAGCUGUUUCUCAGAACUCGACAACCACUGACAUCUCCAGGAACACAAACUAGCGUCCUCCGAGUUUCUUCCGGUUAAUUUUCCUGCUUAUUUCUCCUCCUACGUGUGUAACUGUCUGUAAAAAUGUCCCUACUCUGUUAAACAGCCCGUCAAAUUCAAUUUAAAUAUCGUGUCAGUGACCUCAGGAGUUCUCCGCGUGGGUCGGACUUAAAUUAUAUAACAGGUAAGGACCCGAUCAAAUAUUGAUGAGGUAAAGUCAUGCCAUGCUACAGCGGCUCCAUUAUUACCAGCUGGUUCACAGAGCGCAGGGCCUCUUACCUCCGAGGCCGAUACCGAGGAUGAGGAUGACGGCCACGAUGACGGAGGAGAAGAUGAGGAGCUCCAAGCGAUGAGCGAGCAGUCUGCUCUUCCAGCUCUUCUCCAGGUCAUCCUCUAUCAGCACAAAACAUUCAGAAACAAACACAGAGUGAAAAUACUGUGAAGAGCUAUGAAGAUCUGCAAAUGUCAAAGAAGAAGUUUAACAAGGAGGUAGAUACAGCUGAUUUCAAUCCAACGCCAAUAGAUAGAAAAAAGUGUCCAACCAAGUAAACAACUCCAUCAUCAGUCAAACUCUCAUUCACCUUGAUAAAAAGCUCAAUAAUCUGGAUGUGAAUCAAACUCAGUAAGGUCUGUAGAGGUGGAGAAACGACUUCCUCAUGUGAAAGUGAUGACAACAAAGAGCUGAAGGACACGGCAGCAUAAAACCAAAUCUGGGACAGCUGGAUCUCCAUUAUCCUCCUGACUAAGUGUGUCAGUCAUCUCCCCUUUCAGUCAGAUCUCUCUGUAACCCUAUAAGGGUCUCACCGUUCAUGAAGGGCUGCACCUUGGUGAUUGGCAUGCUCGGACUGGGCGCGGUCGGAGGUUUCUGCUCCUCGGGUUUGGCGGGUUCGUUCUCCGGUUGGGCCUCGGUGGAGAAGCUGCCCAGCGGGCUGACAUUCAGGGUGUUGGGGGUCUCGACGGUUGGGAGGUCUUCCUCUGUCACGGAGACCACCUCGAUCUUGGAGGGGUCUGGUUGCUCUGGUGCUUCUACCUUGGGUUCCUGAUAGGAGAUUCAAAGAGGCGAUCACUUCAUAAUGAGACCCUCAAGGUGCUUCACAUUGGCUGCAUCAUUCAUUCGCUCAUGCAGUCACACCUUGGUGGUGGUAAACUACCUUAGUAGUCACAGCUGUUGACUGAUAGAAAUGUGGUUGCCAGUUUGCGCCUACAGCCUCUCCGAUCACCACCAUAUAACCCUCACAAUCAUACACAAGUGGAGGACACACACUGGGGGUAAGGUGGGUUAAGUGUCUUGCCCAAGGACACAAUGGACAGACUUGGGAUAGGGGGGAAUCGACCGCCAACCUUCCAGUUAUUAGACGAUCGCUCUACCUCCUGAGCGACUGGCCUGAUGUCUGAAUGGACCGGUCUAUGAAUGUUUGUUAUCGCUCAGUUAUGGGAUAACUUUGUCGUUUUUCUCACUCACAGUCUCAUCGUCCUCGCUGUUGUCCAUCACUGUCGGCUAAUAGAGCUUAUCAUCGUGUCUAUCACUGUGAGCUUUUAACAAUUAAUGAGACCACAGUGAAAAGACGGCUUAAGGCAACUCAUUUAAAUAAUUAUCGGCUCACUAUUUCACCGUUUCAGAACUUAUCUAGGUUGUUGAAUUUUACUCUAGCAUAGUAAGCAAAUUAUUUUAACCUACUGAGCCACAGACGGCAAUUAGACGUCUAGUUUUGUUUUUGACCUAAUUUCAACCGUAUAGAUUCUGUAUAUUUUUAGAAUUAAGACGUUGCACUUUAACCCAUUAUGAGUUGCAUAACUGAUCUCCAAGUACUUCACCAAAAUAAUUAUGAUAGCUGUUAAGUAAUAUACAGUGUAGUAUAGAUAUAGCCCAGAUUUAGACUUGGUCUAAACUUGGUCUAGAUUUAGACGUCUAAAAAACUUUUAUUUUUAGACCUGUGGUAGCCUGAUUUCAGACCAGUUGUCCAGCCCUUUAAUGCCUUUUGUAUCAUAUUUGAUACAUACUUUUAUAAUACUUCUUUCAAAUCAAUAUGAUCAACAAAUUACUGAAAAAAACACCUGAAUACAGUCUGAUAAAUUAUAAAAAUGUCCUUGUGGUUUAUCAGUUCCCAAAAACAUAAAAUAUAACAAACAAGAUAAAUAAACAGAUUUGUUAAAUUUUAAGGACAUUUAUAUAUAUUUUUUUGGUUUUUAGUAGUAAGUCAAACAUUUUAGCUCCAAAAAAAUUGAAUUUUCAGGCCAUAAUUUGUGGUGUCAGGCAUUAAAGGGCUAGGUUACAUUUAGACAUCUAUCUGACCUCUUUUAGUUGUCUUCAAGUUUCACAUCUCCAAGUCUCCCACUAACCUGGUGAGUCUUUAAACUGACUAAACCGUCUAUCUGACCGGACUGACUGUUUAAAAAGAGUUAUGUUGAGUGACUUACCGUUGGAGGAGGAGCAGCAACGUUGGCAUCAGGGUCUAAAACAAAGAGGUGAAAACAGAAGAAGAAGUGGAUUAAAAAGAAACUGAGAAUCGACCGGUAAUCCUGCUGACAAGUCUGGUUUGAAGAAGUUAAAUCCAACGUACUGAUCUCCACAAAGCUCUUCGUCAUUGUCCCAUUGUCCACGCUCAGCUGUGCGUUGUCCAAGACCAUAUCCCCCCAGACUCCAAAGAUCCCACUCCUCUUAUUUCCUCUCCUCCUGUCUUUUCUUUCUCUUUCUUUUCCCUCUUCUUUUUCUCCGUCCUAUAGCUGCCCUCCUGUUGGGCCUUCACUUUGUUACAAACAGACACCUGAGCAGGUGAUUGCUGCCUCUUGGAGUGGGGAUCAGGUGACCCUGUACCUCCCACUCUGAGGGUAGGAUUACAGACACAUGCGUCCCCUAAGUGUCCGUCUGUGGAGGAGGAGGAGGAGGAGGAGGCUGAUGGUCACUGACGGUGGCUUCACUGUCCAGCUGCUCCCUGGUCUUUAACAAGGAUGCUUUGUCGAGUCUCUAAGUCCACUCUGGUGUCUCCUUCUACACCGUGUUACGAAUUAUUAUAAUGAUGUUUUUCUCAGAUUUUCUAAAUAGUCAAAACAAAUGACCGUCAACAGUCUUGCAUCCAUUGAACUUGCGAUUUUUUUGGAGAGUUUCUGCUUGGACAUGUCUGCAGGAUGUCAGGAUAUCCUCCAAGAGCUGCUGUUUGGAUGUGAAGUUCCUCCCACCAUCAUAGAUCUUUUGCUUGAGGAUCCUCCAAAGGUUCCCAAUAGGGUUGAGGUCAGGGGAGGAUUGGGGCCACAUUAUGAGUUUGUCUCCUUUUAUACUCAUAGCAGCCGAUGAUGCAGAGGUAUUCCUUGCAGCGUGACACGGUUCAUUGUCAUGCAUGUAGAUGAUUUUGUUGCAGAAAGCACGGUUCUUCUUUUUGUACCAUGGAAGAAAGCGGUCAGUCAGAAACUCCACAUACUUUUCAGAGGUCAGUUUUACACCUUCAGGGAACCUAAAGGGGCCGACCAGGUCUGUCUACAUGACUCCGCCAAUUCCUUGCUGAUGUCGCAGCCUUGGUGGGACAUGGUGGCCAUCCACCAACCGCUCAUCAGUGAACAAGACUGUUUGAAAAUUCGUCUCAGGAGGAUCCUUCACCUUGAUGUUUGCGGGGCUCCAUAGACAUCAGCUGCUUCAAAUAUCUGUUUGCUGUUUUUUAAUGGUAUUUUAGCAGCUGUUCUCUUAAUUCGAUGUAUUUGUCCGGCAGAAACCUUCCUUAUUGUGCCUUUAUCUGAACAAACCAGUGUGUGCUCUGAAUCAGCCACAAAUCUCCUAACAGUAUGAUGAUCAUGCUUGAAGUUUCGUGAAAUAUUGAAGGUUUUCAUACCUUGUCCAAGGCAUUCAACUAUUUCACACUUUUCAGCAGCAGAGAUCCUUUUUCUUUCCCAUAUUGCUUGAAAAUGUUGGUCUGCUUAAUAAUGUGGAAGUCCUUCUUCAGUAGUUUUAUCCCUUACCUGGGCUCACCUGACAAACUAAGUAUCACAGGUGUCUGAGAUUGAUUUCAGUGAUCCAAAGAGCCCUGAGACACAAAACCAUCCAUGAUGGAACCUUUAUGACACUUAAAAACAAUUUGCAUAAUAACUUGGAGGGCAGUGUAGUCUGACAUUGCCAGAAAAUCUUAGGCAUCUAGGAGGGCAUCCCAAUCAGGGCCCCAAACCAGCUAAAUUGGAGUCGAGGCUCUACUGAGUCUGAGUCCAUACAGCCUAUUUUUACGGCUCAUUUCUGCGUCAUUUACAAAUAAAGACUUGGCUGAUGAUGAUCAUGAUCCAGAGGAUCUUUUAAAGGAUUUAUAAAAACAGAAAAUAAAUCUAAUAUCUCUCUCUUUUUUUCACAAUAUCUUGUUUAGUGUCCACGCUCACAAGACCUGUAUGAUUUGGUGAUUAUUCCAAGUGGUGGAAACAAAGAAGGUCAGAGAAGGAGGAGCAGAGGAGGAGGUGGAGAGGAACAAAAACAGGAGGGUGAAGUGUUUACAUGUGCAAUAAUGAGGCGCAGAUCAGACGCACACACACACACACACACACACACACACACACACACACACAGACCAGAUAUCAUCAGCAGCAGCAGCAGCAGUUCUGAAUCCAUGACAUGGAGACAAAAAUCAUUUACUUCACAGUGAACGGGAAACCGGAGCAGGCCGAGUUCCCCGUGGAUUGUCCUGCACAGGAUGUCAAAGGUAGGAGCAAUAAACAUGUAAGUCCCUCAAAAUAUACAAUAUGAAUGGUAUGUGUGUAACAGUCAGGAUCUGCAGAUGUGUUUCAUGUUAAAGUACCCUCACAUUAAUUUUGCAAAUUAACUUAAAAAAGGUAAAAAUAUGGAGGUAAAAGUCAGGUCUGAAUUAGAGUAAAAUGAAGUGUUGUGGAGGUCGGCUCAGUUCCACACAGACGUACAGCUGCAGCUGACAGACAGACACUCAUCCUGUCACGUCCGUUUCCUCCGAGUCAGGUCAGGUCAGAAAAUAAACACGCUCUGAAAAAACAUCAUGUCAGGAAUCCAGAUGGAGAUCCACAAAACAGACACAAGAGGAGAGAAAAAGACUGAAACUGUAUUCUACUACGACGGUGUACUCUUCUACAUAAACUGUUUUCUUGAUUUACAACUUUAUUACCUUAAUUUUAUGACCUAAAAUCUAAUUAUUAACAUUAAAACCACAUUAAUUUGCAACUUUAAUUUCAUAAUCUAUAAGCGAAAGAUCAUUUUCACAUUUUUCACUUGCUACUUUAUUCUUGUUUGUUUUCUGAAUUAGAUGUAAAAUUGUAAAAUGACUCACUCAUCCUUUAAAUAAUCCUUGAAAAACCUCGUCAAAUUUUAUGAUCUAGUUCACAUAUUUUCAUGAAAAUGUUGUUAACCGACAACUUUUCUCUGUCAGUUUUGUUAUGACUUUAAUCUCAUAUUAAACAUUUUUGCCUAUUUUUUUUUUUAUAAAUUUGAGAGAAUAAACUUGUUUAUUUAUUUUUUUCCCUAUUAAGACUUCAUUCUGGGAAAUAUAUUUCUAAAUUCCUGAAAUCUCCAUAUUUAUAGUUCUUUUGGGGCCCUAAUCCUCCGUCAUUAUUUAUGAAAUCCACAUCUCGUACGUGGUCUUCCUCAGCAUCUGAAGUUUGGAAACAUGAGUCUUUCUCUCCAGAUCUGUUCCGGGCUGCAGCCGAGGCCGGACCCCACGACAUCCUGAAGCUGUACAACCCCAAAGGCAGCAUCAUCAACAUCUCGCAGAACCUGGAGCCCAACAGUCCGAGCUGCUGCUACAAGCUGGAGGUGGUGGCUGCAGACUGCAACAGUGAGCCGUUAGGUAUCCCUGAGGAGAAUUACUGCGGUUUGCAUUAGUGCAGUGUGGAUAUUUCACACAGUCUAAGAAAGAUAGAGAGAGUGAAGAAGACAGAGCAACUAUUUAGAUGCAAAAAAUCUCAAAGUUAUUUAAAAACAAGAAAAAAAACAAGUAGGAGCAGUAGGAGCUGUUGGCAUCUAUGAAACUUUUAUUCUAAACAGUUUUGUCUUUAUUUCUCUUCCUUUCAGGUGUGGAGCUUGCUGGUGCACUCGGAUUUGACCUCUCAGCCAUGGAGAAAAGGUGCAAAAGUUUAAGUGCAGAUGAUCUGGAUUUACUCACUUCAAAGAUUGACUUGUAAUAAAUGAAUAUUUGUGUUUUCUCAGACUGCAGGGUCUGGAGAAGAAGAUCCUGAUCGAGUCCGGUGAGACUCCUGCGGUCGUGUACGAGAUGAAAAAACAGGUGGAUUCAUUUCGGGAGAAACUCGAGGUACUGAAAGUCAAAGAUCUGACAAAAACAGGAGGAUGUGGAUAAAUGUACUCAAACAGAAAUAAUAAACUCUCUUGUUGGGUUUAAUGUUCCAGCAGAUGAAGACGAUGGUCAUUUGUCAUUUUUAACCUCAAUUUAAAAGCUUGUAUUUGUAGAUUUGAUCGAUCUCACGUCUGUUUCAGAGCGUGGAGCACCUGAGCUGGCUGGGAUUAUUCAAAGAUCUGUCUGAGGGGACGCACAAACCCUCCCCCUUCUACCACAAAAGAUCUCUGCACAAAACCAAGAAAGAGUGCGAACAUGUGCGGGAGAAGUUUCUCCAAAUGAGGCACGUUUACUGACACAAAAAUAAGUUUCAUUUAUUCUUAAAAUCCCUGAAUGUCUAAAGAAGUUAAAGGUUCACUUUGUCACCGCUGCAGCUCUCUGGAGGUCUCAGAAGAAGUGAGGCAGUAUUUAAAGACUCCAACCUUCGAUAACUGGUGAGUCCCGCCUUCAUAUGUUUGAUUUUGAUGUUUUUAAUCUCACAAAUAAAGAAACGGUGCACCUGUUUCCUCCACGAACAGACGUUUAGUUAAUGACAGUCGUGUCUGACAAGCACUUCUGAAGAGGCUGCGAGCCGUCGGCCUUUUCUUCAUGUUGCCACACUCAUUUCAAUAUGAAAAGGUCUGCAGAGAGCUCACUAAUCAAAAGAAGGUCUUCAUGAAAGGUUGGAUCAAUGGGACGUGUUUGAAGAGGGCUUCAUGCAGCUUUCAGCAGAGCUUUGAAUUUGUCGAAAGGAAACCCAAAACAGAAAAACCCUGUUACCGUGUGGAAUCUCAGGUGCUCUCCUGACUUUGUGGACAUGUAGAAGGUCAGACAGUCAGUGGGUGGGUGGAGUAAAUAGUGUUGUGCAUGUUUGUGUUUGUGCAGGCAGUGGGAGGACGCAGAGAUCAUGGUGCUCCUGCAGGUCAUGUACACAGAUCUAGAUUUCAUCGCCACCUUCAACAUCGAGCCUGAAGUUCUGCAGCUGUUUCUGUUCGAGGUCUACAGCAGAUACAACAACAUCCCCUUCCACAACUUCAAACACUGCUUCUGUGUCACGCAGAUGGUGAGUGUGCGCACAUGCAGCCAAAUUAUGAAAGUUUUUGUCAUGUCCUAUAAUUAUACUGGUAAAAGAAAUUACAGGUGACUCCAAUCAGGGAAAGGUUUGCAGAUUCGACAGGUAUAUAAACCAAGAAAGAUGCCAUCGUUUAAGGCUUUAACAUCUGACAUUUAUUUUAGAAAGACAGGUGGAAAAUCUGUUUACUCUUUUAUUAACCUAAUUGCACUUACAUCAUGAGACAUCCGUGUGUUUAUGGUUCAUCCAAAGGGUUAAAAAUGGACGCCGCUCUGCUCACCUUUCUCCUUUUCCCCUGUUUUGAGAUGUACGGUUUGAUCUGGCUGACCGACCUGAGGAGUGAGAUGGACAGCAUCGACCUGCUGAUCAUGCUGACCUCUGCGGUCUGCCACGACCUGGACCACACAGGAUACAACAACGCCUAUCAGGUAAUCUGUAUUUCUGACUGAGAGGGAAUAAAGAAACAAAAGAUAUCCAGACGAAUUUCACCAAACUGAACCGUCUUUCAGAUUAAUGCUCGGACUGAACUCGCUCUCCGCUACAACGACAUCUCCCCUCUGGAGAACCAUCACUGUGCCGUCGCUUUUGAGAUACUGGAGAAGGUAAAGAAAACAAAUCAGUGUUUGUUUGAAACUUUGCAUUCAUGCUCUUCAUGAAACCGACACUCAGGGUUAAAGAGUUUGAUCUGAAAGAUCUCAAGGACGAUGUGGAGUCACUGAUCAGAUGUUUUCUUUCUAAAGGCAGAGAGCAACAUCUUCAGAAACGUCUCCAUGGAUCAGUACAAACGGAUCAGAGAGGGAAUCAUCAAGUAUGUCAGCAGAUGGUCAAGGUUGAUUCCAACUUUGAACCUCAGAGAAAACAUCACUGUUUCAUGACUCAGAAAAAUUCCUCACAGGAGCUUUAGGUAUUCGUCAUUUAACGUAAUAAAACAUGUUUUUUAUUUAUUGUUAUUUUAGAUGCAUCCUGGCCACUGACAUGACGAGACACAACGAGAUCCUCAACAAGUUCAAGUCCAUCCUGCCAACUUUUGACUUCACCAACAAGGACCACAGAGACGUGGUGAGACAGGAGGACAACAUGGGAAAAGGGAACUCUAUUUUCUUAUUCUCAGUUUUAUUCUAAUUAAGAUUUAUAACACACAAAGAGGCUUUUCUUUUAAUGUUUACAGCGAGGAUUUACAGUAAGUUAUACAGUUUAUUGUUUAAAGACAGCAGCAAACAAAUUAUACAUGUAUAAGGUCUGAAUAGAGAGAGAAGAGUUCUCACUUCAUCCACAGGGGGGCGCCAAAGUUGAUUUAAAAAUGAAAGUUUCUGAUAAAAGUUUUAAUGGUCAAAUUAAAGUCAGCUGACUCAAAUCUGUGACUUUUAAUGCUCCUAAGAGUGUCCUCAAAAAUCUUUACUUAGUCAGGUCGAUGCACCUUUUUUUAAAAUGAUUUUAAGGAGGAUAUUGAAAUAAACCAUCCAUGAAACUUUGUGUCCUAACUCUCAACUGAAGCUCUGUCUUCCUGAGUUUCUGUUCAUGUCUGUUUUUCUCAUGUGUAACUGACCAUCAUCUGUUUUUCCUCACUCUGUGUGCAGCUGAUGAUGAUUCUGAUCAAAGUGAGCGACAUAUCGAAUGAGGCCCGGCCCAUGGAGGUGGCUGAACCCUGGUUAGACUGUUUACUACAGGAGUUCUACAACCAGGUAACCGAACCCUGACAAGAUGUUUCUAAAUAUUAAGUACAGAAUGAUAAAGGUUUGUAUGUUCUGGGUUCACUGAUACUGAAAAUUUAUGGCGCAGAUUUAACAUAACAGGAGCUUACUGUACAUUUUUUUACUCGUGUGCCCACAGAGUGACAUGGAGAAGUUAGAGGGUCUUCCCGUCACCCCCUUUAUGGAUCGGGACAAAGUUACCAAACCGUCAUCUCAAACCGGCUUCAUCAGAUUUGUCCUCUUGCCUCUUUUUAUCGAGCUGGCCAACCUCUUCCCCUGUCUAGAGGUGAUUUAUGUUGAAAUACUUACAAUAAACUAUCCAAAAGCACUCUGGGAAAUGUAGGAAUUCACAGUUUCAAUCAGAAAUAAACACAACAGAUGUAAAGUUUGCUCACUUUGGGUAAAUUAGUUCUUCAUUUUUUUUGCAGCAUCACAUUAUCAGCCCGGUGCGAAAGGCUCUGGAUUACUACACAGAGAUGGAGAAAGCUCUGGAGAGAGAGAAACAGAACCGGACUCAGAGCAGAGCCGACAGCCUGACUGAUACUGGACCUGAGACCCCGAAACCAGGAGCACAGUGAGCCAUGCAAGGCUUAAAAACUGAGCUGGACAUCACCUUAAAAGUUGCUUUUAACUUAAUUUAUUAUUCCUCAAUGAUAAAUUCUUUUUUCAGGUAUUAAAAACUUCACCUACGUGUAUUUUACUUUAAUAAGUAAAAUAGGACUUUGGGUGCAGAACUUUUGCACAUCUACCUUCUGCUGAGGUGGUUAAUUGGGCUUACGAAAUGGUGGGAAGAUGGAGAAAACAGGUGUGCAGUCACAGUGGAAGGCAGGUAAACAGUUAGAGAGAGAUUCAGAGCCGACAGACAGUUCACCUUCAGCUGACCCUCCAAACAUCAGACAGUCACAAACUCAUUAGGAACAUGUCUCCCUAAUAGCUCACCUGUGAUGUUAGUAAACUUUCUCACACACUCACUUAAAACCAGGUGUCCUUUUGCGACAAGUAGACUAGGAUGUUCAGCUUUUGUUGCAUUUCAAUGUAGAGCAGUUUUUUUUGUAAGAUAUUGAUUUGUGGAUUUAUAGUUUUGCACAAUUUUGUGAAUAUAGCAUUUAGUUCACACAAGUUGAUUUAUUUUAAACUCUGGCCUGCAGACUGUGAGCUGUCAAUGGGUGCAUUAUCAACUAGUGAACAGUAGGUGUCAGUAUCAGGCUUUUUUCUGUGUUUAGAGGAACCGGUCUUACUUUAGUGUUGUGAAAUUUCCAUAAGUCAAUAAAAGUGAAUAAUGACGACCAGUGGAAAGACUGUGACACUCAUAUUUCAAGUUGGGUCAUGUUAAAUCCAUCAGGAUAGUGCUGGUUUGCUGAAUUAUUAUGAAUUAUGAGAUUAAAAACAAAGUUUGCACACCAAGACUGAAAGAUUUGUAAGAAUGACUACAACUACAGCGUGAAUUCAGAUGUCAGGCUGUUUUAUGGCUCCAUAUGUGGUUGAGAGUGUACAAUUUUUACUGUAUAUACAGAAUAUAUGUAUUUUUUUUUCUCAAUCAGUCAUUACAAUACAUUUUUUAAUAGGCUACACCUCUACUAAAGUCACUGUAAUCUGCUCUGGUUUGUUCGGUUGUAAAUCUUGUUUUGGUGACUUAAACUGAGUUAAAGGACCCUAGCCUAGUUUUAUGUCCAACCUUUUAUUUGUUGUUGGUUUUCAUUAUUUUGAAAUGUGGUUUUAUAAACUUGUUAAACAUGUCUUCGGCUAAAUAAAGCCUCUACUUUCCAAAAUUA
This is a messenger RNA of Xyrichtys novacula (pearly razorfish), 13053 nucleotides long. The record is from the annotation of a GenBank genome assembly. Lineage: Eukaryota; Metazoa; Chordata; Actinopteri; Labriformes; Labridae.